UCGUCUAAUACGUGUCUCAAUACAUGCUUAAAAAGUUACCCAAAGUUGACAGAUUGUAGUGAAAUUUCAGUGUUUACAUUUUAUGCAUAUGUAUAAUUAAUAAUUAUUUUCUUCCUUUAAAAAAAAAUGCUUAUAAGGAUAAAUACAAAACAGUAGCAAAUACAUCAAUCAUUAUAAAUAAAAACAUGUAUUGCAAAGUAUAUAAUUUACUUUUAUCUUGACGUGAAAAAUAUUACUUAAAAAAAAUAUAUAAGAUUACUUCUUAUUAGAAAGUAAUAAUUUUCAAAAAUGGAUGAAACACUGGUACUUUGGAUAUUAGCGUUGGUUAUGUUGAUUGGAUCAUAUUUAGCAGGAUCCGUACCUUUAGUUAUGAAUUUAUCUGAGGAUAAAUUGCAGCUAAUAUCCGUUUUAGGUGCCGGUCUUCUUGUUGGAACAGCUUUAGCUGUUAUUAUUCCAGAAGGCGUAAGAGUAUUGUUUACAUCUGCCACUAAUGAUGCACAUGGAUCACAUGAUCUUCAUAGUUUAAUUGGAAUAAGUUUAAUAUUUGGUUUUGUAUUUAUGCUAUUGGUGGAUCAAUGUUCUGCUCAAAGAAGUGGAGGUAAAGAACGAAGUUUCACAGCAACUGUAGGAUUAGUUGUACAUGCAGCAGCUGAUGGUGUUGCUUUAGGUGCUGCUGCAACAACCUCUCAGGCAGAUGUAGAAGUUGUUGUUUUCUUCGCAAUUAUGUUGCACAAGGCUCCGGCUGCAUUUGGUCUCGUAUCUUUUCUUUUACAUGAAGGCGUGGACAAAAAAAAAAUUGGACGUCAUUUAUUUAUUUUCUCUCUAUCAGCACCAUUCUUGACGAUAGUCACUUAUUUUGGAAUUGGCAAGGAGGGUAAAGAAACACUUAGUAGUGUAAACGCAACUGGAUUAGCAAUGUUAUUCAGUGCAGGUACAUUUUUAUAUGUAGCUACUGUUCAUGUACUGCCGGAAUUAAUGUCAAAAAGCAAUGGUUCCUUUAUGCAUUUACCAAGUACAGAAGGAGCACUACCACAAUCAUCUCAUAUGAAAUGUCGUGAUAUUUUAGUGUUAGUAAUUGGAUCAUUUUUACCUGCUUUAAUGACAACUGGUCAUCAUCAUUGACACAAUAUUUUUUACACUGCGCAAUUUAUUAUUUUUCUAAAGGUAAUUUUAUAUUUCUUUA
This is a messenger RNA of Leptopilina boulardi, 1183 nucleotides long. It is a transcript of the gene Zip102B, whose product is annotated as zinc transporter ZIP9. Gene Ontology annotation, cellular component: membrane. Gene Ontology annotation, molecular function: metal ion transmembrane transporter activity. Gene Ontology annotation, biological process: transmembrane transport; zinc ion transport. Lineage: Eukaryota; Metazoa; Arthropoda; Insecta; Hymenoptera; Figitidae. The transcript is spliced from 5 exons. The coding region runs from base 289 to 1122 and encodes 277 amino acids. The record is from RefSeq and is a predicted model, not a curated record.